Messenger RNA from Chaetomium globosum CBS 148.51, 360 nucleotides. RefSeq lists its product as uncharacterized. The coding region runs from base 1 to 360 and encodes 119 amino acids. The record is from RefSeq and is a predicted model, not a curated record. Gene Ontology annotation, molecular function: ATPase-coupled lipid transmembrane transporter activity. NCBI's taxonomy places the organism in Eukaryota, Fungi, Ascomycota, Sordariomycetes, Sordariales, Chaetomiaceae. Gene Ontology annotation, biological process: transmembrane transport. The transcript has a single exon.
AUGGCGCUCGCACGCGCCCUCGUGCGCGGCUCUCAGAUCAUCGUCUGUGACGAGGCCACGUCGAGUGUUGACAUGGAGACGGACGACAAGAUUCAAGCCACCAUGGCGACCGGUUUCCGCGGGAAGACGCUGCUGUGCAUCGCCCAUCGGCUACGGACCAUCAUUGGGUACGAUCGGAUUUGCGUCAUGGAUAAGGGGCGCAUCGCCGAGAUGGGCCCCCCGAUCGAGCUGUGGGCGAUAGAGGGCGGUAUUUUCAGGGGCAUGUGCGAGCGCAGCGGUAUCAGGAUGGAGGAUAUUCGGGGUGCGAAGGAAGUACUAGAGGGGUUGGGAGGUUCGCCCGCGGGCCAAGGGGAGGCCUGA